Molecule: messenger RNA, 2382 nt
Organism: Ostrinia furnacalis (Asian corn borer)
Lineage: Eukaryota; Metazoa; Arthropoda; Insecta; Lepidoptera; Crambidae
Gene: JMJD7
Product: Jumonji domain containing 7
Exons: 10
Coding region: 73-1842 (589 amino acids)
Molecular function (GO): protein binding
Source: RefSeq, a predicted model, not a curated record
AAAUUGUUUGAUCGAUACAAACUUUCAAACAAUAUUUUUCUGAAGAGUUUUUUCUGGUACGUGUAAUAAAUUAUGACUAGUGUAACUAAAUUGAGUUCUCUCAAGGAGAGUGAAGAAAUUUUACGUAAACAAGCGAAGAAGUUAGCAAGGCAGAGAAACAAAGAUUCUUUUAAAAGACCAACUCAUCUAUUCAUACAUGAAAAGUGUUUGACUAACAUUCCUAAACCGAAGAAUACAAGUCACAUUAUUUACGCAUACUAUCACAAUAACCAUAUAAGCAAAAUAGAAAACCUUGAAUUGCUUUACAAUCUUACCCAUUUACACUUGCAAUGGAACAAAAUAACUAAGAUUGAAGGCCUUGAAAAACUGCACAGCCUGAAGAAAUUAUACCUUGGAAAUAAUCACAUUAGUGUGGUAGAGAAUUUAGAAAAUCUAAAAUAUUUGGAAGAGGUACACAUUGAAAAACAAAAUAUGGAUAAUGCUGAUGGUCUCUGCUUUGAUCCACGGUCCAUAAUGUCACUGGGGCCUUCCCUAAGAAUUUUAAACGUAUCGGAAAACAAAAUAACAGAUUUGGCUUGGGUGAGGCCUUUACGACGACUUGAAGUUUUAAUUGCAAAAAAGAAUAACUUACAAGAUCACCAGAGUGUUGCUGAUCAUCUAUGCACACUGAUUUCCCUGGUUGAUGCCAAUUUUACUGGAAACCCAAUGACUAAAAAGCAUCGCUAUAAAGAGACCAUUAUUGCAAGAUGUUCACAAUUGCGUGUUUUAGAUACCACAGUCAUCCACAACAACUCAAAAACAUUUUUGCAAAGCUUCGACAAAGCCGUUCGUCUCCGUCAACUACACGAGAAAAACAAAUUAGACAUGAACCGGCGAGGAGUUGACGAGUUUUUCGAGCUGAACAUGUUGCCAGGGCCAAGGGCUCAGAGCGCAUACACUAUAUCGGAAUUUACCAACGAAAAGCCCAAAAUGACAGCAAUCGAUUCGACUUACACAUUCAUGCCACGUGCUUUUUGGCGUAACCGACCGGAACCAUCGCCACGCGAGCCCGAAGCCCCACCCACCAUUCCUGAUAAAAAGGUGACAGUAGCACUAACACCGAAUGGCCUAGCUGAUGGCAUCACCACAGACAGUGAGGGUGUGGAGCAUUUUGUUUUGCCCUACGAGACCGAGAUGACAAUGGCCGAGUUCCUUGAUUGUUUAGAAGAAAAAAGAGAAAACAUGAUUCCCUACAUUCAGAAGCAAAAUUCCAACUUAACUGGGGAUUUCGAGGAGCUACUGUCCGAUAUAGCCCCGGAGGUGGACUUUGCCAGUGAAGCGUUCAACAAGAAACCUGAUGCAGUCAAUUUCUGGAUGGGAGACGAACGGGCUAUAACUUCUAUGCACAAGGAUCCUUAUGAGAACAUUUACUGUGUCAUCGACGGAUACAAAGACUUUGUUCUCAUACCGCCAACUGAUCUGCCCUACGUCCCAUACAAGAGGUACCCUCAGGCUAUCUUCAAACAUGACAACGGCAAGUGGGAUAUCGAGCCUUUAGAGGAAAAUGUAGCAGACUCAUUGGAAGAGGGUGACCAAGAGUUGGAUGAGUUUAACAGGCCGGGGAUUCCUUGGAUUUGCAUUGAUCCCGUUAACCCGGACUACACAAAGCACCCCGAGUUCAAAAACGCUCACCGCUACCACGUGCGCCUAAACAAGGGCGACUGUAUGUACCUGCCGAGCUUAUGGUUCCACCACGUACGGCAGAGCCACGGCUGUGUAGCUACCAACUACUGGUAUGACAUGGAGUUUGACAUCAAGUAUUGUUACUUUGUGAUGCUGGAGAAGCUAUGCGCGUGGUAUUAAUUUUUUAAACAAAAUUCCUGUUAUGUGUUACCAUAGGAGUCACUUAAAAAUUAGGGAUUGAUGGUGAAAACGGGCAUUAGACUCUUUGUACAGUAGCUUUAAUUCAACUAAACCGGUCAAUCGGCAUAGGAACACCUGCGGGGUUACUCCGAAAAACGUUAUCCAAUAUUGCGAAUGUUGCCAUCCCUCUCACGCAAAGCAAGAUGCCAGCAUGAGCGACGGUGACAGAAAGACUCGAAACUAAACAGCGUUUCGGAGUAGUCCUACUGAUGAAAGACGAUUUCUUGCAAACCGAAAGAUGUUUUGUCUUUUUCUCUCGCAAACUGUAGCUGUGGUCGUUCCCAAUGGAUUAGUAAACAAGGGCGACUGUAUGUACCUGCCGAGCUUAUGGUACCACCACGUCCGACAGAGCCACGGCUGUGUGGCCGCCAACUACUGGUAUGACAUGGAGUUUGACAUCAAGUAUUGUUAUUUUGUGAUGCUGGAGAAGCUAUGCGCGUGGUAUUAAUCUGUACAGUAGAGUGAGUCUUUGUACAGUAG